UGCGCAUAAUGUCUUUCGAGCUCUGUCUGUGGCUAUCCAUAUUGGAGCUGGUGAAGAUCACCAUCGACUAUCUCAUCUACCAAACCCUGCAGGAGCUCUCCGUUGUUACUGCCGACAGUGAGUAUCGCUAUGUCUAAGGACGGAAGAGUAUUUUGCGUACAGAUCGGAUCCACUGAUUUCAUCCAUGGAGUCAUGGGUGUCAUUCAGAAGGACAAUGCCUGGUCUAAGGGUAUCGAACAUAUGGUCGGUAUCAUAGACGACCCCACUACCGUGCCCGAGGUACCCGCUCUGCAAUUCGUGCACGGUAAGAUGCUGCAGUGGCUAUUCAAUAGCACUACGCGCUCCUUCUUCAACUGCGGCUGGGUGCUACAAACCGAGAACGGUUCUAGGGGCAUCCAUAGCCAUCUAGUAGUCGAGCGCAUGGAAGGCCAUCAAUCCGCACGCCUGCAGAAGAUGUUCAAGCAGUUCACCGAAUCGGAUCAAGGUAAAUGUUUCGAGAAUCGCACCCUCGACUGUCAUAUGUAUAGACACGCCAACGGGCGCAUCUUCCAACGGUCGGUAGACGGCGGUCAGUUCGUACGCAAUUACCUGCGGCAGAAGGUGCCCGGCGUGACGCCGCGGUCGAACGGCAGGAAGACGUACUACGCCGUCCGUGCGUUCCGGUGGACCGCCUUCGAGAAUGAGAUCCAGAGCGGUCUGUGGAAACAGAUAGAAGUACCGGACAUAGUAGAGGCGGAACCCUUCGACAACUCUACCUGCGGAGAGGUAGGCGAGGCACUCUGUAAGAGUGCUGAGAAACUAAGGGAUCUGGUAGAAUAUUGUACCGAUCGUGACAUCCUAACGAAGGAGCAGUUGAUGUACCACGCUCCGGAUAGGUAUCUGAACAUCUGUUGCAUGAACCAAGGGACCUUAAAGCUGCGUACUAUCAUGGAGAUGGUACAGACGACCUCGGUGCAGAAGGGCAUGGAUCAGCUCAUCCGACGUAACGCAAAGAGUAGCGCCACGUUAGCGUGGUUCUGUAGACAAGAGGAUAUCUGUAAACAUUAUUUGGCUACCCUAUUCUAUAGAGUGCUGUGUAAGAAAAACGGAAAGAGAAAUUGGAUAGCCCUGUACGGACCACCCGGUACGGGCAAGAGUAUGAUAAUGAAUGCCUUGGUCGACCCUAGAAUAUGUUUCGGUUCCAUUAACCUACACAACGAGAACUUCCCCUUUAACGAUUGUCAGAACAAGCACGUUAUACUGUGCGACGAACUGGUGCUAAAUCAUAAGUGGAUAGAGCAAUUCAAGACCCUCACUAGUGGCGUGCCGUUCCGUUGUGACCGCAAGUGUAACGACAGUGUCCUGAUCGGACAGACACCCGUGAUAUCUACUAGUAACACCCAUCCGCAUCUGGUGCAGUACCCUCAGGGCCUCAGCUCGAAGCACAAGUCAGAGCUGUCCGUACGGUGUAACAUCGUACAUCUGAAAAGUCCCUGGGUAUACGACGAGGUAACGUUCGAGGAUCUGUGCGCAUUCAUGCUCGACUAUAACUGUGAUCUCGAACUCCCGCAGGUCAUAACCAAAGCCGUCCGCUGCGACUACUGCGGCGUGAGUAGGAUCGCACAACUGACACCGUACGAUACCAUACGAGAGAGCGGAGAUCGGGAGGACGAGCAGCCCGCCAAGAGGCAGCGCAAGGAGAAUCAUACGGACGACGCAGACG
Messenger RNA from Pristis pectinata (smalltooth sawfish), 1702 nucleotides. RefSeq lists its product as uncharacterized. Gene Ontology annotation, biological process: viral genome replication. The transcript has 2 exons. Lineage: Eukaryota; Metazoa; Chordata; Chondrichthyes; Rhinopristiformes; Pristidae. The annotation marks the transcript as partial. The record is from RefSeq and is a predicted model, not a curated record.